Parastagonospora nodorum SN15 is the source of this 2811-nucleotide messenger RNA. RefSeq lists its product as hypothetical. The record is from RefSeq and is a predicted model, not a curated record. NCBI's taxonomy places the organism in Eukaryota, Fungi, Ascomycota, Dothideomycetes, Pleosporales, Phaeosphaeriaceae. Gene Ontology annotation, molecular function: damaged DNA binding; 5'-3' DNA exonuclease activity. The transcript is spliced from 4 exons. Gene Ontology annotation, biological process: double-strand break repair via nonhomologous end joining; interstrand cross-link repair; protection from non-homologous end joining at telomere. Bases 1 to 2811 code for a protein of 936 amino acids.
AUGCAGUACAUUGUCGAGCCUAAAGGGGGUCAGAUACCGAAGAAGGAUGAAAUCACAGAAGACAUACAUGCCAUUCUGAUCACAGGAAGCGAGUGGGAUGCACAUGGCGACGACGAGUGGAUUCAUGCACUCAUGGACUUGAUCAAACGCGUGCAGGGUGUGUACAUACAAAAGAGGCUAUUCACGACACAGGGACACAUGGAAUUCAACGAGGCUAUGGUGAAGAGGCAACUGGAGAUGCGAGUGAAGUCGGGCACUCUUUCAGAAAAGGAUGCGGACGAGGCGAGUGAACGGGCGGACUGGAUGCACGACGGCGCAUCGAAAGUCACCCCUAAAGCGAUUACCACGGCCGCGUCCGGGAAGAAGCCGGCAGGUCAGACCACACUGGUCGGAUCCGACUGGGCGAAAAGAUUGCCUGCCAACCACACGAAGAACAAGUCGAAGCCUGCGGGCACACCCAAUGGUAACAUCUUGGCCUUCUUUAAAAAGGCCGAGGAUAUCAACAACAGGAUUUUUCUCCAAGAGCGAGGUGCGAACCCUACGAUCGUGCUGGACGAGGUGGAGGAGGAUGUCGGCUGGAGCGACGAAAGUGCCAAUGGCGUCAUGACUCCAGAGGCGCGCGAAGAUCGCUAUAACGAGAACGGCGGCAGCAACAAGAAGAGAAGAAUAAGCGAGAGCUCAGCAGGACUCACAGAGCAAGGUCCCUUGUCUGCUUGUUCUCCACCGCCGCCAGCGGACAUGGAAAGCGCCACAUUACAAAGUCUCGCGCCUGCCGCUGUCAAGGAUGCUCCGGGGCGGCGCAAGAAAUCAGGCCCCUUUGUGGAUGAUUCGGAAUCUGAAGACGAAAGAGUUGAACCAUCUAUCAUCAAAAGAGAUGACACCGCACCAGCCAUGGUCAAGCCUCCCCAGACCGUGAGAUCCGAAGGCACUCCACGAUUUGAGGGCGAGCUCUACGAAGAUUUUGAUGACUUGGAGGACGACGACCUGUUGGAGGGUGAAGAAUACGAUGAACGGCGAUGGAUGCGCGAACAACAGAAGUUGGAGAUGCAAGAGGCGGGCUUCGAAGGCGAUCCAGAUGAUUUUGGCGCCACAGACAUGUUUCCGGGGGACGAUGAUACGCACAUGGACAGGGAAAAGCCGGCGGACUCGGUCGUGCCGUUGUGUCCAAUAUGCAACGGCAGUCUCCCUGGUUUGACCGAACAAGAAGUCUCGGUACAUGUCAACGCUUGCCUGGACGGAAAUCCACUCCCUUUACCACACGCAAAAACCUCGCCUGAGGCUACAACCACACCUACAAGCAACGCAAAAGCGUUUAAGCGCCCCAUCAGGCCAGCGAAAUCGGGACAAUCGAAUCCCUUUCAGCUUGGAGCUGCCAGCAGCACACCGACUUCGGCUUUCUCGAAGCUGAUGGCAGGACACGCAGAAGACGCGGCAUGGGCAUCGGCAGCAGCCGAGAACAACGCGGCCCGUGGCAAACCCGCAUACCAGCGCACAUGUCCAUUCUAUAAAAUUAUGCCAGGUUUCUUCAUCGCCGUCGAUGCUUUUCGCUAUGGAGCAGUAAAGGGCCAGAAAGCUUAUUUCCUCAGCCAUUUCCACAGCGAUCAUUACAUUGGCCUUACAUCCACUUGGUCACAUGGACCCAUAUAUUGCAGCAAGGUCACUGCAAACCUCGUCCGACAACAACUACGGGUCGAUCCUAGUUGGGUAGUGGAUUUGGACUUCGAGGCGAGGACAGAGGUGCCUGGAACGCAAGGCGUCUUCGUCACAAUGAUAUCAGCGAACCAUUGCCCCGGGAGCUCACUUUUCCUCUUUGAAAAAGAAACCAGUAAUGGAAAACCUUCGAAAUUGCAACGCGUCCUACAUUGCGGAGACUUUCGUGCGUGUCAAGCACACAUCGAGCAUCCAUUGCUUCGGCCAGAUGUACUAGACGUCGUGAGUGGCAGGAACAAACAGCAAAAGCUAGAUGUUUGUUAUCUGGACACUACGUAUCUGAAUCCAAAAUACGCUUUCCCACCGCAGCUGCAGGUUAUUCAAGCGUGCGCGGACAUGUGCGUAAGUCUGAAUAAGGGUCGUGCAGACGACGCGGAUGGCUGGGAGCAAAUGAAGCGGGAGCGAGCUGGUCAGGGCAUGGUCAAAUUCGUACGCAAAGAUUCCAACGCCGAUAAUCCAGAGCAGCCGAAAAGCCCUGAACGUGGCCGCCUUCUGGUCGUCGUUGGCACAUACAGCAUCGGCAAGGAGCGUAUAUGUGUUGGCAUCGCCAAAGCCCUUGGGAGUAAGAUUUUUGCUCCCGCUAACAAGCAGCGUAUCUGCGCUGCACUUGAAGAUCCAGAACUCAAUGCUCUAUUGACGAAGGAUCCUCGGGCCGCGCAAGUCCAUAUGACACCGCUGUUCGAGAUCCGCGCCGACACACUGGACGACUAUAUGCGGAACUAUGCCGAUACCUUCUCCCGAUGCGUCGGCUUCCGACCUUCUGGCUGGAACUACCGCCCACCGAAUAGUCGGUUCACAGAAUCACCAGCAGUACAGACUGUGUUGCACUCACAGAACUGGAAGAGCGCUUUCUCCAUGAAAGACCUCACUCCUCAACGUGGAAGCACUAGUCGCGCAAGUUGUUUUGGUGUGCCAUACAGUGAACAUAGUAGCUUUAGAGAGUUGACAAUGUUCUGCUGUGCUCUGAGAAUUGACCGAAUUAUUCCUACGGUAAACGUUGGAAGUGCGAAAAGUAGGGAAAAGAUGAAAGCUUGGUGCGAUCGCUGGGCGGUCGACAAGAAGAAGAAUGGGCUGUUCAAGCUUGGUGAUGACGGUUGGUGA